Molecule: messenger RNA, 858 nt
Organism: Alternaria atra
Lineage: Eukaryota; Fungi; Ascomycota; Dothideomycetes; Pleosporales; Pleosporaceae
Exons: 2
Coding region: 1-858 (285 amino acids)
Source: RefSeq, a predicted model, not a curated record
AUGGCUGCUCCACCAUCUCCCCACCCUGUCAUUCGUGACCCUAUCCCAACAUCUCGUCGUAACUCAAGUCGCAAGACCAUUCCUUGCCUCUCACGAACUGCCUCCAACGUCGAUGCUCCUCGCACCGUCUGCCCCAAGGACGGCGAUGCUUUCAGCUACGACCCUUCUCACCUACGCCACUGGAACUGUCCUCAAGAGCUCUGGGACCGCCUUCCCAAGCAAGUCCAAGCUAGCCUGACCGAUGUUCAGCAUGCAGGUGCCGCUGUUCUAACUGGCUUCGAGCGUCUCGACCAGCACUUUGACAGCUUUGAAGUCGACCCCAAGGCUACUGAAGACGAGCUUCUGGUUCACCUCGACGAGCUCCCUCCCCCAAAAUUCCGUACAGUCAGCAAUGCUAGCAGCGUCUUCCAGUCUGACUCCUCUCCGCCUCUGACUAGUGCGUCAUCGGCCUCCCAGUCAGGAAGCGCGUCCCCUACGACUCCGGCCUUCUCUGGCGUGUCUGAGUCUCAAAUCAUGUCCCCCGGCUCACCCAUUUGCUUGGGCCCCCCGGAGCUCUCUCGCUCACGUGAGCGCUCCUUCUCCACGCCGCUCAGGUCGCACGAUGCCAAGUAUGCUGCGGAGCUGUCGCACCUGCGCACUGAGGCCCUUCCCCGUCUACGUCACAAGUCUUACAAGGUCGACACAGAGUGGCAAGAGGCUAAACGUGUCAAGGAUGCCCUCACUUCUGGCGGCAUCAACGCUUUCGAGAACUUCUGGGCCGAGAAGAAGCUGCUGAUUCUCAGUCUCAACGAGCGGGGCAAGCGUCUUGCGAGUGCCGCCGGUCUUGCUACCACCGGACUCGGCUGGUCCGCCCCGUAG